Molecule: messenger RNA, 3754 nt
Organism: Jatropha curcas
Lineage: Eukaryota; Viridiplantae; Streptophyta; Magnoliopsida; Malpighiales; Euphorbiaceae
Gene: HEN4
Product: RNA-binding KH domain-containing protein
Molecular function (GO): RNA binding
Source: RefSeq, a predicted model, not a curated record
GCGCACAUUAGCACCAUUGGCUCCUAUACCCCUUCACCCUCCUUUCUCUGACUCCCCAUCUGCUUAACCAUAACCUGCGAAGAGCAAGAAGACAAAGAAAUCCACCCAAGCACGUAAUUUCUAUCUAACGUAUAAAUUUGCUGAGAAAAUUUCGUGGAAAGAAAAUAUUAUUAUGGGAAGUACCUUUCUUUCUCCUCCAUUGAAACGAACAAUUCAUUAUUCUACAAUCACUGCCGGUAUGCCUGACCCGAACUCUAUUAACGGAACCUCCAACAAACGUUCCAAACCUCUUGCUCCUUCUCCUUUGCCUGUCCCACCUGGACACGUGUCUUUCCGCCUCCUCUGCCACGCUUCUCGCAUUGGCGGCGUUAUCGGUAAGUCUGGUAGUAUAAUCAAGCAGCUUCAGCAAGACACUGGUGCCAAGAUCCGUAUUGAGGAGGCUCCGGUUGAGUCACCUGACCGGGUUAUUACCGUUAUUGCUUCGAGUACUGUUGUUUCGAAAGUGGCAGUUUCGAAUGAUGGUAGUGGUAGGCAGGAAAUUGAUGUGUCCAAAGCGCAGGAGGCUUUGGUUAGGGUUUUUGAGAGGAUUUUGACUGUGGCGGCGGAGAGUGAUGGGAUUGGUGUUGCUGGAGGGGUGGUUUCGUGUAGAUUGCUGGCGGAGGCUAAGCAGGUUGGGUCGGUUAUUGGGAAAGGAGGGAAGAUUGUUGAGAAGAUAAGGGAGGAUUGUGGGGUUAAAAUUAGGGUUUUGACUGAUAAGUUGCCUGUUUGUGCGGGGUCAACGGAGGAGAUGGUUGAGAUUGAGGGAGAUGUUUUGGCGGUAAAGAGAGCGCUUGUUGCAGUUUCUCGCUGCCUUCAAGAUUGUCAACUACUUGAUAAAACAAGGAUGAUCAGCAGCAAACCUGCUGAAACAGUUCCCCUAGAACCUGUGCCUGAAAUACGUGUAGAUGUUCAUUCACAGUCACAGCGUAGUUUGGUGCUACCUGCUAUGCCAAGUAGUACCUUAAGUUAUGCUUCAGGGGCUCAUCCUUUGUCAUUAGAGACUCAUCAAGUCCCCUCCCUGGACGUAAAGUUGCCAGAACAAGUAGUUUUUAAAAUUCUUUGUUCAAGUGAGAAGGUUGGGGGUGUUAUUGGAAAGGGAGGCACCAUUAUUAAGGCUCUCCAGAAUGAAACAGGUGCUUCUAUUACUAUUGGACCUACUUUGCCUGAAUGUGAUGAACGUUUGAUCACUGUCACUGCAGCAGAGAAUCCACAGUCUCGUUACUCAGCAGCACAAAAGACUGUUGUUCUUGUUUUCUCAAGGUCAAUAGAGGCUGGCAUUGAGAAGGGACUAGAUUCAAGCUCAAGUAAGGGACCUGUUACGGCAAGGCUUGUAGUACCAUCAAACCAAGUUGGUUGCUUGUUGGGAAAAGGAGGCACUAUUGUUUCAGAAAUGCGCAAAACAACUGGUACUGGCAUAAAAAUAUUAGGAGGAGACCAGGUCCCAAAGUGUGCGCAAGAGAAUGAUCAAGUGGUGCAGAUUUCAGGAGAGUUGCCAAAUGUGAAGGAUGCAAUAUACCACAUAACUGGCAGACUCCGAGAUAACCUAUUUUCCAGUGUGCUUACUGCUCCUGGAACAAGGAAUGCUUCUGUAAUAACUGAGACUAGUCCCUAUAUAAGAUUGAGAGAGCCAUUGAGGGAUACAUUUAGGGAUCCAUUGAGGGAAGCAGGGAUGGAUCCUUUGAGGGAAGCUGGGAGGGAUCUAAUAAGAGACACUUUGGGGAAUCCGUUGAGGGAUCCAUUGAGGGGUGCUUUGAAGGAGCAUUUUAGGGGUCCGACCCCUCUUAAUUUGCACUCAUCUGUAGGUUUUUCUCAUAAUCUAAUUAGACACACUGCUUUAACACAUAGUAUGGAUCAUCUUGGACUGUCACGUAGUAUAAAUCGUCCUCCUUCACCAAGGUUGUGGGCAUCACAGACAGUAGCAGGAGCAAAUCCAAGAGGCAUCACAGAUGUCAACAGAGGACUGUCAUCUUUUAAAGGAGGCGUAGAACUUGGCAGUGGAAGCAAGUCUGCUAUCGUGACAAAUACAACUGUGGAGAUUGUAGUCCCUGAAAAUGUUAUUGGCUCUGUAUAUGGAGAGAAUGGUAGCAAUCUCACUCGUUUGAGACAGAAAUACAGGACAGGUGAGAAUUGGAUUUCUCUAUCGACAUGUCAUCACCCAGCUUUCAAGCAAUCAAUUUCUUGUCAAUGAUGGAAAGUGACUGUCAAGCGAGCAGAACCUAUGAUAAAUGUGAGUUUUUUCAUAUAGUCAGUCAUUUAGUUCUUUUUUGAAAUUAUUUUGCUCUUAAUAUGUCCAUACUAUAUAUGAUUGUAUAGAAUUUAUGCUUGUUAGUCGUUACUAGCAUUUUAAUAAUCACUUCUUUGUCAAAAGUUGCAAUCUUCAAGAUGUAGAGACUGACAAAAGUCACCAAGCAAUGAGCAACAACUAAACAAGCCAAGGGAGAUUCUUUUGGUAACUUGGUUUUUUAGUUUCCCAGGUAGACAUUGUCAAUGACAUAUUGUGGAUUCUACAUAACCCAUUAAUGGAAAUUUACUUCGAAGCAUAAGCAAAAGCAGAAACGGCAAUAAAUGCAAUAAUAGUUCAGCUAACUAAAGAUUUUGUCAAUUACGAACUAUUAAAGGAACUUAGACGUUGUGAAUGACAAUCGUGAAUGGGAGCCACCUUAUGUAGAAUUCCCAAACUAUAAGGUAAACGAGAUCUUUUAUAGCAUUUGAGCUGGUCUUUUUCAAAAUGCUGGAAUGAAAAUAGAAACAAAAGAAAAUAGUUGCCAGAAGUAAAAGAAAGGAAGAAAUUAGAUGCCAUUGACCAAGAACUUUGAUACCUUAUCGUUGCUCUAUGUUCAAGCAUAAACUCAACAAAGGAAACCAAAAUACAACUUAAAGAAAGUUUCUUGUUGCACAACGUUAAUGUAUAUAUUAUCACUAACUGCAAUUGAUGGAAGAAACAAGUUCUGAUUGGGUUAAAACCCAAACUCUUUUUAAUUCUUCAUAGCUGAGGUAGCUGCUGUGGCAGUUGCUGGCUGAGAUGUUGGCUUGAGAGUGAUUUCCACAUUGUCAUGCACUCCCUGUAAUAGUAGCUCACCAUCAUAUGUUACAAUUUUGCGCUUCUUUGCUGCUCUUAGUGUUCCAACUAGUGCUUCAAAUAUGUUUGCACAUCUAUCAUCAUUGAAUAAUACACCAAAGGUCACCUAUAAAAUAGAAAACUAAAAAUGAGACAUUAUUUGAUCUCAACUAUCAAAAAAGAAAACAACAAUGGCGUAGGAAGUAUUGGAUUUAUUAGAAAGGGGUAAAUGUUCUUCCCUUUCAUGUGUUGUGAUGUGUGAAAUGGUGAUUCCAUUCUCCAAAGUACACACUUUCAUAACCUUUUAUGGUGUCAAGAGACAGGAUGCUUUGAUGAGUAUCUGUUUGCAGUUAUAGCAAGAACGAAGAUUUGAGAUGUACCGAUUGUGAAGACACCCAAGACUGAAGUAUGCAUCUAGUUUGUCUUUUGCAAAUGGUGAUGACAAAUACAAAUUAAGGAGGUUAAGAGCCUGUGUUUCUCAUAUUAUAUGUAGCUUUAUUUUAAGCAGUUUUACGUUGAUAAUAUUGUUGAUUCCCCCUCUUGUAAGUGAUGAACUUCUCUGAAUAGGUUUGCUAAUAUUUUUUACUGAUGUAUUUUUACGUUGUCCACUUCUACUGAUAUUUUUUUAACCCAAAACAAAAUGGAAAAUAGAAUUCA